This is a messenger RNA of Myotis davidii, 1499 nucleotides long. It is a transcript of the gene CKMT2, whose product is annotated as creatine kinase, mitochondrial 2. The record is from RefSeq and is a predicted model, not a curated record. Gene Ontology annotation, molecular function: creatine kinase activity. Bases 85 to 1359 code for a protein of 424 amino acids. Gene Ontology annotation, cellular component: mitochondrion. The transcript has 10 exons. Gene Ontology annotation, biological process: phosphocreatine biosynthetic process. NCBI's taxonomy places the organism in Eukaryota, Metazoa, Chordata, Mammalia, Chiroptera, Vespertilionidae.
AGCUCGCGUUACACACCGCUUGGCUGUGUGCUUGCGGCAGGACGCGAGAGACUCCGGCUCCAAGACACUCAACCAAGAGGAAGGAUGGCCAGUGCCUUCUCUAAGUUGCUAACUGGCCGCAAUGCUUCUCUGUUAUUUGCCACACUGGGCACCAGUGCCCUGACCACCGGGUACCUGGUGAACCGGCAGAAUGUGCGUGCUGAGUCCCGGGAACAGCACAAGCUAUUCCCUCCGAGUGCAGACUACCCUGACCUUCGCAAGCACAAUAACUGCAUGGCCGAGUGCCUCACCCCCUCCAUCUACGCCAAGCUCCGCAACAAGAUGACGCCCCAAGGCUACACUCUGGACCAGUGUAUCCAGACUGGAGUGGACAACCCCGGUCACCCCUUCAUAAAGACUGUGGGCAUGGUGGCUGGUGACGAGGAGUCCUAUGAGGUGUUUGCCGACCUUUUUGACCCUGUCAUUAAACUCAGGCACAAUGGCUACGACCCCAGGGUGAUGAAGCACCCCACGGAUCUGGAUGCAUCCAAGGUAGGCUCAAGAGCUCUGCCCUCUCACCCGUCUCUGAAGCGCUACGUGCUGUCCUCCCGGGUGCGCACCGGCCGCAGCAUCCGCGGGCUGAGCCUGCCGCCAGCCUGCUCCCGGGCGGAGCGCAGGGAGGUGGAGAACGUGGCCAUCACGGCCCUGGAGGGCCUCAAGGGCGACCUGGCUGGCCGCUACUACAAGCUGUCCGAGAUGACCGAGCGGGACCAGCAGCAGCUCAUCGACGACCACUUUCUGUUUGAUAAGCCAGUGUCCCCUUUGUUAACGUGUGCUGGGAUGGCCCGGGACUGGCCUGAUGCCCGGGGAAUCUGGCAUAAUUAUGACAAGACAUUUCUCAUCUGGAUUAAUGAGGAAGACCACACCAGGGUAAUCUCUAUGGAAAAAGGAGGCAAUAUGAAACGAGUAUUUGAGCGAUUCUGUCGUGGACUAAAAGAAGUAGAACGCUUGAUCCAAGAACGAGGCUGGGAGUUCAUGUGGAAUGAGCGCCUCGGAUACAUUCUGACCUGCCCUUCGAACCUUGGCACAGGAUUACGGGCUGGUGUCCACGUUAAGAUCCCGAAGCUGAGCAAGGACCCCCGCUUUUCUAAGAUCCUGGAGAACCUGAGGCUGCAGAAGCGUGGCACGGGUGGUGUGGACACUGCGGCAGUGGCAGACGUGUACGAUAUUUCCAACAUAGAUCGAAUUGGUCGGUCAGAGGUUGAGCUCGUUCAGAUAGUCAUCGAUGGAGUCAAUUACUUGGUGGAUUGUGAGAAGAAGUUGGAGAGAGGUCAAGAUAUUAAGGUGCCACCGCCUUUGCCUCAGUUUGGCAGAAAGUGAACUUUCCCUUCCCCAUUUAUAAGUAAUGUGUCUGCUGGUAUGACAGACAUAAAGGUAUUUCUGCUCUGAGAGUUUUUGUAGACUUGGGGAAAAUGUAAAAUUGUAUGUCUUAUCUUUAGAAUAAAACUCUCCUUAAUCUC